UAGUAAACGAGAAUUAGAGUAGACACGUAUUAAUUCAUGCAAAACAAUGUAUAUAGUUUUCGAAGUCUCCUUUUAAUUCACUCAUGGUUUCAUCCUUUAUAAAUAGUCUUACAGUUUCCUAAUUAUCAAAGCACUUGCAUCGCAUCUAUCUACUAAUCAGAAUUUGCAAAUCUGUUUCAUAUAUAUAAGCCAACCUUUUCUUCAACAUUCUCUUCUCAUUUUCCGUAUAACUCGAUCUUUAAAACAUGGUCGAGGGAGUGUCCAAGGCAUUGUGGAUUGUUGUGGCCACCGUGUUUGCAGUAGCCGCGGCGAUCACACCAGUGGCUUGUGGACAACAAGCACCGUGUUACUUCGUGUUCGGAGACUCUCAAUUCGACAACGGUAACAACAAUGUCUUAAACACCACUGCAAAGGUCAACUAUUUACCUUAUGGUAUAGAUUUUUCCGAAGGUCCAACCGGUCGGUUUAGCAACGGACGUAACAUUCCAGACGUUAUCGCUGAACUAGCGGGUUUCAAUGAUUCCAUUCCUCCAUUCGCUGGAGCUUCACCGGGACAAGCUAACAUCGGACUCAACUAUGCUUCCGGUGGCGGCGGGAUCCGAGAAGAAACCAGCCAAAAUUUGGGUGAAAGAAUCAGUUUGAGAAGGCAAAUAAACAACCACCAGAGGGCGAUUAUAAACGCGGCGGUGCCACGGCGUCAGCUACGGCAAUGCCUAUACACAAUCAACAUUGGAAGCAAUGAUUACCUCAACAACUACUUCUUGCAACCUCCUACCCCAGCUCGCCGCCGUUAUAAUCCUGAACAAUUUGCUGAAUCUCUCAUACGUCUCUACAAUAUUUAUUUGAAACAACUGUACCUACUAGGAGCUAGGAAAGUGGCUUUGUUUGGAAUCGGUAAGAUUGGGUGUACACCACGUAUUAUUGCUAGCCUUGGUGGUGGUGUUGGCUGCGCAGAAGAAGUGAACCAAGCCGUGGAGCUCUUCAACAAUAAACUCGAAGGCCUAGUCGCAGACUUCAACGACAGAUUUUCAAGUGUUAUGUUCACUUACGUCGACCUCUUCUCUGGAAACGCUGAAGACUUCGCCGCUCUUGGGAUUACUGUUGGUGAUAGGAGUUGCUGUACCGUUAAUCCUGGUGAAGAAUUGUGUGCGCAGAACGGACCGGUUUGUCCUGACCGAACCAAAUACAUAUUCUGGGAUAACGUGCAUACCACGGAAACGGUUAAUACCGUGAUAGCUGUCGGAGCGUUUGACGGAAACAUAACUUCUCCAUUCAGCAUAGCAGAGCUUCUGAAUUAGUUAAUAAUGGACAUGCCUUUACUAGUUUAAACUGUAAACUGGUUUGGUCAUGGAAAAUACCAUAUAAUAUACAGACAAUAUCAACUCAAUAAUGAAUAAAAGGAUUGUAACCGUUAACAAAUAAUAAUAAUAUUUUCUUAUUGUCAGCUUCA
Brassica rapa (field mustard) is the source of this 1450-nucleotide messenger RNA. Its product is annotated as GDSL esterase/lipase At4g30140. The record is from RefSeq and is a predicted model, not a curated record. Lineage: Eukaryota; Viridiplantae; Streptophyta; Magnoliopsida; Brassicales; Brassicaceae. Gene Ontology annotation, molecular function: hydrolase activity, acting on ester bonds.